GACCUACUCAAUUUCCCAAGUACGAUUCAGAAAAACCAGUCAGCUAAAAACAAAAAAAAAAUCUCAUAGCAAUGGCAAACCCUAGAGUUUUCUUCGAUAUGACCGUCGGCGGCCAGCCUGCCGGCCGGAUCGUGAUGGAGCUCUACGCCGACGUCGUUCCGAAGACCGCCGAGAAUUUCCGCGCACUCUGCACCGGAGAGAAAGGAGUCGGCAGAUCUGGCAAGCCACUCCACUACAAGGGCUCAUGCUUCCACCGCGUGAUCCCCAACUUCAUGUGCCAGGGAGGCGACUUCACCGCCGGAAACGGCACCGGAGGCGAGUCGAUCUACGGAGCCAAGUUCGCCGACGAGAACUUCGUGAAGAAGCACACCGGACCUGGAAUUCUGUCCAUGGCGAACGCCGGUCCCGGGACCAACGGAUCGCAGUUCUUCGUCUGCACCGCGAAGACCGAGUGGCUCGACGGCAAGCACGUGGUGUUCGGCCAGGUGGUGGAGGGCUACGAAGUCGUGAAGGCGAUCGAGAAGGUCGGAUCCGGCAGCGGAAGGACCUCCAAGCCGGUGGUGGUUGCUGACUGCGGUCAACUCUCUUAGAUCUGUUCUGUGAUGAUCUGUUUUGUUAUAGAUCUGAUGAUGAUGAUCUCUGGAUUUUAAUUUUACUGCUUUUUUUAGAUCUCGCCUCUUUCUCCUUGAAUUAUGUCUAGGGUUAUGAGAUUUCGUUUCGAGUGAGUCUUUUUUUUUUCCCCGUUGAAUUAGUGUUUUAAUUCGGAGUCUGCCGUAUUAAAUAAGAAUGGAUUUUCUUUCCUGAGUAUUA
Erythranthe guttata (spotted monkey flower) is the source of this 810-nucleotide messenger RNA. RefSeq names its product rotamase CYP 3 (gene ROC3). The record is from RefSeq and is a predicted model, not a curated record. Gene Ontology annotation, biological process: protein folding; protein peptidyl-prolyl isomerization. Gene Ontology annotation, molecular function: peptidyl-prolyl cis-trans isomerase activity; cyclosporin A binding. Lineage: Eukaryota; Viridiplantae; Streptophyta; Magnoliopsida; Lamiales; Phrymaceae. Gene Ontology annotation, cellular component: cytoplasm.